AUGCGAGUGAAUGCUGACGAUCCCAGCGAUCCUGAGAAAGGCUCACCAGACCUCCUUCGACCACCACAGGCGAUGAGGAGACCCGGAUACCACAGGAACUGGAGUGCUCAGAGCAUCAGCCGGAGGGUGUUUGAGCAUUACGAUCACGUCCAUCAUCUUCAUUUCAAGGAGAGGAUAAGACACUUUACGUGGACAUGGUUCACGAUGACGAUGGCGACUGGUGGCGUGGCCAAUGUUCUCUACCACGUUCCAUACCGAUUCAGCGGUCUAUACGCUAUCGGUUGCAUAUUCUUCAUCCUUAACAUCUGUCUCUUCAUCUUCAAUGUCACCAUGAUCUCCCUCCGGUUCUACUUCCACCCGUCGACGUUCCUACACUCGCUACUCCACCCGACCGAGUCGCUCUUCAUACCGGCCAGCGUUAUCAGCAUCGGCACAAUACUUCUCAACGUCUCUCAGUAUGGUCUCACGGAGGGCAAGACAGGCGCUUGGCUGCUCACGACGAUGAACGUGCUGUUUUGGGUCUACUGUGGUCUGGCAGUCGUCUUUAGUUGCGGCAUCUACCUGAUCAUGUGGUCCACUCAAACUUUCACGAUUGCAUCCAUGACCCCUGUCUGGAUUUUCCCAUGCUAUCCACUGCUGGUCAUAGGACCACACGCUGGUGCAAUCGCAAAGCAUCUGGUACAUCGGCGUGGCGAGGCUCUCGACGUUCUCAUCGGAGGCUUUGUGUUCCAGGGUAUCGGGUUUAUGCUCUCAUUAAUGAUCUACGCGGCCUUCAUCUAUCGACUGAUGACCCAAAAGCUUCCCCAGGAGAACCUUCGACCCGGCAUGUUCGUUAGCGUCGGACCUUCUGGCUUUACAAUCUCUGGAAUUGUGACGAUGGGCAUGGUCAUACCGGAAGUGGCAUCGAAAGACUUCCUGCUUCCUGGCAACGGCGAGCUGGCGGCGAAUAUCUCCAGGGUCAUGUCGGUCUGGGCUGGACUUUGGCUGUGGGGUCUUGCGUUCUGGUUCUUCAUUGUGUCCGUUGGAGCACACUGGUCUUGUGUGCAGAAACGCCGCAUGACCUUUGCGAUGACAUUCUAUUCAUAUGUCUUUCCGAACACGGCUUUGACGACUGCAACGUUUGCGAUUGCCAAAGCCCUUGAUAAUAGGCCGAUCGCGAUCUUGGGAUGUGUAAUGACUUGCAUCCUCAUUGUCAUCUGGAUGUCAGUGUUCAUGAUGAUGAUACGAGCCGUGAUCAAGAAAGACAUCCUUUGGCCGCAGAAACAAGAAGAUCGUGAAGAAGGCGGAUGGACAAAGCAAGACUCAGAAGCCAAAGUCUGUGAUUUACGACGGUGCUCUACCGUCUCGGUGGGACUCAGACUGCGGACCGACGACUCCCAAGCACCGAGUGCCGGUCUCGCCACGACUGGAACGGCGAGCAGCAGUCUUGAUCGAUGGGCCGAUCGUGCAGGCUCUGGCAAUGGAGUGAUGGACGUUCCUGGGCACUUCGUCCUGCAGCCUGAAGCUGGAGAUGUAGUGAGGAAAGAUGAUGAUGUUCGAGAUAUGGUUUGA
Zasmidium cellare ATCC 36951 is the source of this 1551-nucleotide messenger RNA. RefSeq lists its product as uncharacterized. The coding region runs from base 1 to 1551 and encodes 516 amino acids. The transcript has 6 exons. The record is from RefSeq and is a predicted model, not a curated record. Gene Ontology annotation, molecular function: malate transmembrane transporter activity. Gene Ontology annotation, biological process: malate transmembrane transport. Lineage: Eukaryota; Fungi; Ascomycota; Dothideomycetes; Mycosphaerellales; Mycosphaerellaceae. Gene Ontology annotation, cellular component: membrane.